Cavia porcellus (domestic guinea pig) is the source of this 3105-nucleotide messenger RNA. RefSeq names its product MAM domain containing 2 (gene Mamdc2). Gene Ontology annotation, cellular component: membrane. The coding region runs from base 101 to 2161 and encodes 686 amino acids. The transcript has 14 exons. The record is from RefSeq and is a predicted model, not a curated record. NCBI's taxonomy places the organism in Eukaryota, Metazoa, Chordata, Mammalia, Rodentia, Caviidae.
CAGCGCCCGCUCCUCCCACGCCCCCUUUCGCCCCGAGCCCCGGGUCCCCGCGGGCUGGCACCCUGCAUCCCUGGCCGAUCCUCUGCCCUCGGGCGCGACCAUGCUGCUGAGGGGCGUCCUGCUGGUGGCGCAAGCCCUGCAGCUCUCGGGUGCCCUUGACCUGGCCGCUGGCUCCUGUCCCUUUGAAGAGGGCACGUGUGGCUUCGACUCGGUGUUCGAGUUUCUGCCCUGGAUUUUAAACGAGGAAGGCCAUUAUGUUUACAUGGACGCCUCCUUUGCCAAGCAGGGGGAGAAAGCUGUGCUGCUAAGUUCUGAGCUACAGACUGAGGAAUGGAGCUGCCUCCGCUUGGUCUACCAGAUAACUGCGUCUUCUGGGUCUCUAUCAGAGCCCAGCCAGCUGAACCUCUAUGUUAGAUACGAGGAUGAAAGCUUUGAUCGCUUGCUUUGGUCAGCUAAGGAACCGUCUGACAGCUGGCUCAUAGCCAGCCUGGACUUGCAAAACAGUUCCAAAAACUUCAAGAUUUUAAUAGAAGGUAUCCUGGGAAAGGGAAACACAGCCAGUGUUGCCCUCUUUGAAAUCAAGAUGACCACCGGCUACUGUAUUGAAUGUGAUUUCGAAGAGAACCAUCUGUGUGGCUUUGUGAACCGCUGGAACCCCAACGUGAACUGGUUUGUGGGCGGAGGGACCAUUCGGAACUCCCACUCCGUCCUCCCACAGGAUCACACCUUUCAGAGUGAAGUGGGGCACUACAUGUACGUGGACUCUGUUUACGUCAAGCACUUCCAGGAGGUGGCACAGCUCAUCUCCCCGAUGACCACGGCCCCCAUGUCCGGCUGCCUGUCCUUCUAUUACCAGCUCCAGCAGGACAAUGACAACGUCUUCGCCCUCUACACUCGGGACACGGCGGGCCUGUAUGAGGAACUGUGGAAGGUGGGCAGUCCGGGGAACGCUGCCUGGAACCUGGCGGAGGUGGAGUUCAGUGCUCCUUACCCCAUGGAGGUUAUUUUUGAAGUUGCCUUCAAUGGUCCCAAAGGAGGAUAUGUUGCCCUGGAUGAUAUUUCUUUCUCUCCUGUUCACUGCCAAAAUCAGACAGAGCUUCCAUUCAGUGCCAUGAAAGCCAGCUGUGAUUUUGAGGAAGACCUCUGCAACUUUUACCAAGACAAAGAAGGUCCAGGUUGGACCCGAGUGAAAGUAAAACCAAACAUGUAUCGGACUGGAGACCACACCACAGGCUUAGGGUAUUACUUGCUGGCCAACACAAAGUUUACAUCUCAGCCUGGCUACAUUGGAAGGCUCUAUGGUCCCUCCCUACCAGGAAACUUGCAGUAUUGUCUGCGUUUUCAUUAUGCCAUCUAUGGAUUUUUGAAAAUGAGUGAUACCCUAGCAGUUUAUAUCUUUGAAGAAAACCAUGUGGUUCAAGAGAAGAUCUGGUCUGUGCUGGAGUCCCCGAGGGGAGUGUGGCUGCAAGCUGAAAUCACCUUUAAGAAACCUAUGCCUAUCAAGGUAGUCUUCAUGAGCCUGUGCAAAAGCUUUUGGGACUGUGGACUUGUGGCCCUUGAUGAUAUUACAGUGCAGUUGGGAAGCUGUUGGUCUCCAGAGAGCCUUCCGCGCGCACCUGGAGAGUGCACUUUUGAUCAUGAUGAGUGUGCCUUUACCCAGGAGAAAAGGAACUGGAGCAGCUGGCACAGGAGGCGAGGAGAAACUCCCACUUCCUACACAGGACCGAAGGGAGAUCACACUACUGGGGUAGGCUACUACAUGUACAUCGAGGCGUCGCACAUGGUGUACGGGCAGAAAGCUCGCCUCCUGUCCAGGCCUCUGCGCGGCGUCCCCGGAAAACACUGCCUGACCUUUUUCUACCACAUGUACGGAGCGGGGACUGGUCUGCUGAGUGUUUACCUGAAAAAGGAAAAAGACAGCGCAGAGUCUCUGCUAUGGAGGAGAAGAGGCGAGCAGAGCGUUUCCUGGCUGCAAGCACCGAUUGAGUACAGCUGCACGCAGCCACACCAGAUAAUUUUUGAAGCCACUCGGGGAAUGUCCAUAAGAAGCGAUAUUGCCAUUGAUGACGUUAAAUUUCAGGCAGGUCCCUGUGCAGAAAUGGAAGAUACAACUCAACAGUCAUCAGGAUAUUCUGAGGAUUUAAAUGAAAUUGAGUAUUAAGAAAUUAUCUAAAUUGGAUUGACUUUAAAAAAGCUAUACCUCUCUUCAAUCAAAAUGAAAACGAGUGAAUGCUGGACAGUCUGAACCGUUUCAUAAGUUAUAAAUUGACUUUGCUGCACCCUUUUCCAAUACUUCUGCAAAAAAUACUGACUCAGGGCUUUUUUUUUUUUUUUUUUGCAUUUGACAACUGUUACUAACGUGCAGGCUGAUGGUUUUGCAGAGAUCAUUCAUCUUAAUUUGGGUACCACUUGAAAACACAAAUGUACUAUAUUGUAGUCAUUUCAAAAUACACAAAUAAAGGGCACGAUCAAAAUGAGUUUGCUCAUUUUAAUCUGCAUUCAGUGAAUGUAUUGGGAGAAGAAUAGGUUUUGUGGGUUUCUUUAGAAUUUCAAUUAUUAUAAAUAUUUUUAAAUAAACAACAUGGGGUGUCAGUGAUAUCUGAAGAAUGAAUGCAGUUUUCUUGGUAACUAGUUAGCCUGGAAAAUAAAGUUUUACUUUCUAUGUUUUAUUCAUAGAAAUGGAGUAUUAAUUUUUAAUAUUUUCACCAUAUGUGAUAACAAAGGAUCUUUCACGCAGUCCCAGGGUAAGUCAGUAUUAAUUAAUGCUGUGUUACAAAGCAAUGCUGCCUUCUUAGUGCUCCCUUUGAACUACCUUUGAAGUCACAAUGAGCACAUAUGAACAGAAAUUGCACUCUUUUUUAUAAAGCAAGCUUGAAAAUGUUUAUAUACACAUUACCCAAUAUUUUUAUAAACUUAUUAAACAACUUGCCUAAUUUUUACAGUAAAUGUUUUGGUAAGGUUUUCAACGAUAUGAAUUCAACCAGAUAUGCUAAACUACUGCUUUCUAGUUUUUAGAAAAUUAUAUCUAUUUAUAUAUUUGCAUAUCCAAAUGGUUAUUGUGAAGUGAUAAGAUUAUCUAAUAAAAGAUAAUUUGAAAAUCUUUCA